This is a messenger RNA of Rotaria sp. Silwood2, 261 nucleotides long. The record is from the annotation of a GenBank genome assembly. Lineage: Eukaryota; Metazoa; Rotifera; Eurotatoria; Philodinida; Philodinidae.
AUGAGUGCGAAAGCUUACAGUCGAUCGAUGGGUUCUCAUGAACAUUCAUUUCAUCCAUCGGAUGAAAUAAUUGGUGAGUCAAAUCAAGUCACAUAUUUAAAGAAAAUGGAGAACGUCUGUUUUGAAAAAGCAUCACGACUAUUAAUGGUUGGCGGUGGUUGUUUAUUAAUUGUCUUGAUAUUUGGAAUUAUUCUUUGUCGUUUAGAUAUAUCGGCUGGCAAGAGACGACGAGCACAGAGUUUUCAUCAAGUCGAAAGUUAA